GGGCCUCUUUCUGAAAUCUGAUUAUAACAAGCGCUUUUCUUUACCAAUUCCAGACCCUUGAUAGCGUCCGACAUGAAGACAUUAACAGCAUUUAGUAUCCUUCUUGUGGCAAAUUAUGUGGUAUGCGAACAAGUAAUGUAUGAUCGGAAGCACCAUAAAGCUAUCAUUUAUCGACCAGGAACUGGAUGCUAUGAGUAUCACAUGAAUCACCAGGAAUCUCAGGAUUCAUAUGAUGAUAAUUUAAGACCAGCACUUGAGGCUGAAAUGAUCGCAUCUCUAGACUGCAGUACCGAUAUUCAUGAGGUCGGCCAUCACAGCAUUGAUCACCUGUCCCAAGAGAUCAAGACCGCAUGUAGCGCUGUCCCUGUGUAUAGAUUUGAUCAGACCGGAUGUGUCAACUCAACUACUCUCCCUAUAAUUUCUGGAUCCCCAGUGUCAGGCAACCCAGUAUCCGGAAUGCCAUGAAAUGUGUUUAUGUUUAAUAAAGUCCGUAUGAUACGUGAAGAAA
Messenger RNA from Ostrea edulis (European flat oyster), 508 nucleotides. RefSeq lists its product as uncharacterized. The record is from RefSeq and is a predicted model, not a curated record. The transcript is spliced from 4 exons. The coding region runs from base 73 to 465 and encodes 130 amino acids. NCBI's taxonomy places the organism in Eukaryota, Metazoa, Mollusca, Bivalvia, Ostreida, Ostreidae.